GAUAUAAAUAUAAAAUUAUUUUAGGUUAUGUUUGCCGAAAGUUUUUGUGCAUUAUUAUUAUUUUUACUUUGAAAGCUUUGAUAUUACACUAUUGUAUCUUUGAAUUGAUGAAUUAUCGUACAUUGAAAGUUUUUUAAUUGAAUUUUUGAAUGAAGAGAUGUUAGAAAACUUCAAUAAUACUUAUUUAUAAUGUAGUAGGCUCAAUUCAAUGACAACAAAGUUGUGCUUACUUUAUAACCUACAAAAGUAAAUAGUUUCAUUUUAUCUGUCUUAUUUCUAAUACCAAAGCGUUACAUAAUGACAGAUGCCAUAGAAACCAGUUUGCUUGUAAUUGUAUUUGAUAUAAAUCCAACGCAGCGAAUUCUGAUAAACGAGCCUCAGAAGGAAGGACAGAAGUUUACGCAUUGUGUUGACGCUGUUAUAGCAUUUGCCAACUCGCAUCUCAUGCUCAAACCUAGAAACAAGUUAGCGGUGAUCACAUCUGAUGCUCAAACAAGCAAGUUUAUUUAUCCGGGAAAUGACGAAGGGGAGUCACUUCUGGGUGCGAGGCAGCGUGACGGCCAGUAUGAACUUUUCACGCAUGUCGAGAAAACCAUCAGAGGCAAUCUGCAGUCGGUUAUAACUAACAGUAAACCACCGGAUCCCACCAAAGAAACAUUGCUUGCUGGAGCCUUUGCUAUGGCUUUGUGUUACAUCAAUAGGCAAGAAAUUGAAAAACCGGUUGGUGAGAAACUGAAUUCUAGAAUCUUGGCAAUAACUGGCAGCAGUGAUAGCGCGUCUCAGUAUAUGAAUUAUAUGAAUGUUUUCUUCACCGCUCAAAAACAGAAUGUUAUAAUCGACAUCUGCAGUUUGGAUCAUGACUUGGGUUUACUGCAACAAGGCUGUGACAUUUCUGGUGGUUUAUACCUGCGAAUACCACAAUUUCAAGGUCUUCUUCAGUAUCUUCUGUGGGUAUUCCUGCCAGAGCCACCGAUCAGGAAAAAGUUGCUUCUGCCUCCGCCUGUCAAGGUCGACUACAGAGCAUCAUGUUUCUGCCACAGACAACUGAUCGACAUCGGCUAUGUGUGCUCGGUGUGCUUGUCGAUUUUCUGCCGAUUCAGCCCGAUUUGCACCACGUGUCACGCCGUCUUCAAAACGCCCGGUCCGCUCCCCAUCAAACCAAAGAAGAAGAAACAGAAAUUGGGAUGAACUCUUUGUAUCAAAUCAGUAAUCACUCCUCAUACUGUGAAGUGUUUGCGUAUUUUUUGUACAUUAACGGCCGUAUUCAGAGAUGAGGUUUGAAGCGUUCUCAUUUUAACUGUUCUCAGCUGAAAAUUUGAUUUCUCAAGCCGACUUGAUAUCGUCUCUGAACGCGGCCCUAAGGUUUUUUGUAAUUAAAGUGAUAAGGUUAGUAAAUAA
Molecule: messenger RNA, 1398 nt
Organism: Nilaparvata lugens (brown planthopper)
Lineage: Eukaryota; Metazoa; Arthropoda; Insecta; Hemiptera; Delphacidae
Gene: Tfb4
Product: general transcription factor IIH subunit 3
Exons: 6
Coding region: 298-1188 (296 amino acids)
Biological process (GO): nucleotide-excision repair; regulation of DNA-templated transcription
Cellular component (GO): transcription factor TFIIH core complex; transcription factor TFIIH holo complex
Source: RefSeq, a predicted model, not a curated record